UUAUUUUGAUAUUUCUUUUUUUUUUUCUUUUCUGUUUUUAUCUGUUACUUUUUUUUUUAAGGAAUACGAUCUAACGUAAUAAACUUUCGAGAGAAUUCAUCGAAGACAAUAAGUAUAUCGCGUUGCUUAAUGAGAUAUAUUUGUACGCUUCGGAUAUACAUAUUCUAGGAUUAAGGAAUCCUGCCGAUUUUGCGGUGGAGUCGCGAAAAGGGAGGAAAGAUGGUGAAAGAGAAGGAGGAGGAAGAGGACGAUGAGGACGACGACGACAACGAAGAGUAGUCGAAGGAAGUCGCAAGGGGAGUGAGUAUAAAGAUCUCUCAAGACGCUCUCCUUCGUCCUUCUACUUUAUAUCGUUCCGGCGUAGCGUCUGGAAUGGUGCUCGUACUUAAAGGUGAGUUUACUCGCUGAGGAGUGAGACUGAAUCGAAAGACAGAGGGACGAGCACCGGUCUAGACUGCCGGCAGACGUUGCAAAAGGACUACGAUAUACACGUGGCCGCACCUAAGGAUGGAAGGACGCACCGACUAGUUUCCGAUGCCUUUUACUCCUGCUCGUAUAUCCGUUCUGCGCCUAUCGACCUAUGUAAUGUCGUCUAUCCAUCUGUCCAGAGUAACCAACCAUAAAUCCGCUUACUAAGAUUGAAAGUUCAUAAACAAGGAUGCGCGCAAAGAGAAAGUCUAUCUUUCUAAAGAAAAUCUUAAUCCAACUUUUCAACAAAAUAUGAUUAAAGAAAUGCUGAUUGGAAAUUUCACUGGACAUUUUAAUUCUUUCGUUAAGAAGUUAAACUCCGCGGGAUAUUCAAGCUGGUACCUGUUUUCCAACAAAUGAAAAUAAAGAAAGAAACGAAGGUGAGGCUUUGCAAAACAAAGUAAUUCUUGAUCGUUUAUCGGCGCCCUAAAGGGGAAUUCAUUGGAUGACGUUGCGACGGAUACGCGAAGAGAACGUUUCUGGACCCAAAGAUAGAGAGAGAGAGAGAGAGAGAAUGAGAGAAUAAGAGAAAAAGAGAGAAAGAAAGAGAAAGAGAAAGAGAAAGAGUCUAGACCGUUGGCAGACACAGCAAAACAACGAGAGGCAGCAGUCAGGUGAGAUCCCACUUCUUCUCUCACUAGAUACAAGCUGGCUUGCCUCGCUUGACACCGACCAAUCGACCGACCAACCGACCGACCGAUCGACGUUGCGGCGCCACAAAAAAGAACGAAUACGUGAAUAGAUUUUGUUACUUGCUUUUUACCUGGAACAUUGAAAUCUAUCAAAUGCAAAGAAAAUUUAUCCGAUAAACGAGCAAACCAUUAGAAAAGUUAUUAUACUGAUGAGAAGUAACUAAUAAGAAAUAUCAAAUGUAAGUGAAUACUUUCAUGUAUUUCUAUAAGAUAUUUUGAGUAAUUGUACAAACAUACAAGAAUGUCCUAGAGAUUUUUCUUAAAGUAUUGAGGAAAAAGAAAAAAGAGAGAAUCUCAAGAUUCUCAAUGUCCAUCAAUGUGUGGUUUCGACGGUCUUCCUUUCGCCAAAGCAGAACACGAAUUUUCUUUAUUCACGCGCUUGCACGCGACCAGCCACGAAUACAGAAAUGCAACGAGUGGAAACGGGAUUCCCAUAGGCAGAAAGGGUGGCCGCGGGAGAGAAGCGGAGGAGCAAUAAUUCGUGUCGUAAGGCAACGGGACGCGAAUCUACCAAGGAGAAAGGAUAAAAAAGGCGGAAGGUAAAUAAGUAGAAGAGGCAGAUGAGAUGUGAAGUACGAGGACAGGAGGGUGCCGCUUCCACCGCCGCCGCCGCCGCCUCCACCACCACCGCCGUCCAAGUCGAAGUCCGAGUAGAAUUAGCGGAAGUCGCAAAGCCGGAGACAGGGUCGCUGGCGAUCGUCGAGGCAACGAGACGUCACGACCGAAACUGGGGCGGGCCGCCUGAGAUGACGGCCCUGCGACGAUCCUUCGCGGCACCCGCUUACAAGAGCUCCUUCGUCCUCCUGUCCCUCCUUGGUUUGCUGCUACGGAUAAACCCUACCAUUGGUGGUAUCUGUUGGUCAUCGAUCAGCAAUGGCCGCUGCAAGGAAUUAUUGUCUCAAGGUGUCACGAGAGAAGACUGUUGCGCGUCGAAUGCGGCUGCAGCAACGGCUUACUCGGAUGAAGAUUUGGACAGUGGAAGUCUUUUCUUUUGGAGAGUUCUCGGAGGUGGCGUUCAAUGUCGACCUUGCAGAGAGAGUUGCGCGGAAGUGAAAUGCGAGGAAGGGAAAAAGUGCGUAGUGCGGAGGGGAAGGCCUCGAUGCGUCUGUAGCCCCGAAUGUAAAGCACCAAGAGGGGGUGGCCCAGUCUGCGGAACGGACGGAAGGAGUUAUAAGAGCUUGUGCAGGCUCAAGAAGCGAGCUUGUAAGAAGGGGAGCCACGAGCUUGCCGUUGCCUACACCGGCCACUGCCAAAGUUCGUGCGCACGGGUCCGGUGCGGCCAAGGUCGGAGCUGCCUGCUGGACCAGAACCUAAGUCCUCACUGCGUGAGGUGCGCCCGCAGGUGCCCGCAAGCACCCUCGCACCAGCUCGCAGCCGCGCGCCCCGUUUGCGGGGCCGACGGAAACACCUACAAGAGUGCCUGCCACCUGCGACUCGCCGCCUGCCGCGCGGGUCGCGCCAUUCCGGUCGCCUAUAAAGGUCACUGCAAACAGAACGCGGAUUGCACGACAAUUCGCUGUCGAGAGGGGCAGACCUGCCUGACGGAGAUAAAGUCCGGUCGGCCGCGUUGCGUGACCUGCACGUACCGUUGCCCCCGGAAGCGGGAGCGCGUCCGGAACCGGACGCACCGCGAUCGUGAUCGGGAUCGAGAUCCAUCGACGACCAUGCUGUGCGCGACCAACAACAUCACCUAUCCCAGCUGGUGUCACAUCGUCAAGGACGCCUGCGUCACCGGCUUCGUUCUCGAGACGCGACAUGCCGGACCCUGCAACGCCUACGACACGUCUCCCCUUUAUAUCGGUGAGCAACCAAUCCAACGAGGCUCGAACCUACACGUCACCCACACUCACGCACGCACGCAUAUGUAUACACACAUAAAGAUAAGUAAAGACUCUAUUCGUAGAAUCGUUGAUAUUCCGUGCUCUAGGCUUCCAACUAUAAAGGACGCUUAGUUUAUUUUUAUCCAGCUCGUUUCGGAUCGACGACGAAACGUUUAUUUUAGAUUUCGCCAUCAUCACCACCACCACCACCACUACCACUACCACCACCACCACCACCACCAUCAACAUUAUCGCGAGAAAAUUUAUGCUCUCCGUAUUUAUCUAUAUUUUCGUCUAGGCUACCAUCGAUCUAUCCAUCUUUCUUACUUGUUUACUUUAUUUAUUUCUUUGUUCUUUCUUUUUUUCUUUCUUUUUCUAUUUCUUUCUUUUUUUUUCUUUUUCUUUUUUUCUUCUCUUCUCUUCUCUAGUACUCUCGGAAUAUGGCGUGGGCCAUUCAAGCGCCAUCCGCUUGAACGACCGAUCGACAGGGUAAUCCAGCGUGGAAUUCGCCUUGCUCGAGUCGCGUCUGCAAAUAAACGCGCCCACGCAGCCAACGCAUCACAGUCUCCGAGAAAUAGCCAAGCGUCGAAACCGGCAACGAGAUCGGAGAACCGGAAAGGAAUCGGAUAGAAAUUUCUCGUACUCUUUCGUGGAUUCUUUUCCCGUUACCAUAUAUGUAUUCCAAUCAUUUAAAGUUCUUAUUUUUUCUUUAAAUCGUGAUCGGAUUUAAUGUAAUGCCGUUCUCUAAUCUCUCUU
Molecule: messenger RNA, 3736 nt
Organism: Vespa mandarinia (Asian giant hornet)
Lineage: Eukaryota; Metazoa; Arthropoda; Insecta; Hymenoptera; Vespidae
Product: follistatin-A
Biological process (GO): anatomical structure development
Molecular function (GO): protein binding; collagen binding; calcium ion binding
Source: RefSeq, a predicted model, not a curated record